Messenger RNA from Mycosarcoma maydis (corn smut), 3453 nucleotides. RefSeq names its product Myp1 protein. Gene Ontology annotation, biological process: protein N-linked glycosylation; cellular response to oxidative stress. The record is from RefSeq and is a predicted model, not a curated record. The transcript has a single exon. Bases 1 to 3453 code for a protein of 1150 amino acids. NCBI's taxonomy places the organism in Eukaryota, Fungi, Basidiomycota, Ustilaginomycetes, Ustilaginales. Gene Ontology annotation, cellular component: endoplasmic reticulum membrane.
AUGUCGCAUGACGGCGCCAUGUUUAGCCAACACUCCGUGCUGAGCCCGCCGCUUUUGGCUGCGAUCGAUAGUCAGCACACAUUCGGCUCUUAUGAUGCCACAGGAACAUCAAACCUGCCUCAACGAGCUAGCGUCGACGCCUCCUCUACCUCACCCGAUGAUUUCACAACAAGCUCUCAUCCACGAGGCACAAGAUUACGAGCGUCCUCAGCAACGUCGUUCCCAAACUCGGCAUCGUCCAGCUCCAGCGCCACAUCCAACUCUGUGAAUCAGAAUGGACACGUAAACAGCAACAAGAAAUCGCGCCGGUCACAACAGAGUCACUCGGCACACAGUCGUAGUGGCAGUAGGCCUGGUCCAUUACCGAUAUCAGGCCGUGUUCCCACCACACACGUUUGCUCAUCUUCUUCUGCACCAUACGACCAAAGAACCCUCACCAGCAGCCUCCGAAAUCGAUCUACGCCACAUCUUGAUGGCCUGCAGAAUGGCACUGCGCGCCAAGAGCAUAGUCGCGCGUCUGGAGCAGUAUCAGCUAUGACAGCUCCUUCGUCUCCCCUCGCAUCUGCCUCUGCCUCUUUGGCGUUGGCCAUGUCGCCGAUCGCACAAGCAUCAGCCAUGUGGGACCAUCUCAUGCCUACAGAUUGGACUCUCGACAGCUCUGCACCUGCAUCACCACACUCCAGUCUUUCGCGCAUUCCUUCCGAUUACUUUGACCCAGCGAUUUUGGCUCAACUGCGAUCCCAAAGCGGAAGCUCCCACCCCGAGCUGCGCUCGAGCGACCGUCGACCUGAUCCUUCUCCCCCCGUCGACAUGGUCUUUGAUCGUCUUUCGCCUCAUCAGUCACAUGCAAAUCGCUCGGCGAGUCAAUCCGAAUGGGCCCAACGUGCGGCCCAGAUACAGCAGACGGCCCAUUUGCUCGGACUUCAUCGCCUCUUUGCGAGUCGAAGCACGCCUCACCUGCCUGACCUCGAUUCAUCGUACAUCGGCCACGAGUUUGAAUCACCUCCACCGUAUGCACCGCGCGCAUCAGUGCAUGAGACCGAACUCGAGAGGGCCGCCGCUGUCGAUACAAGCACUCCUGGGCAUCGCGCGGAUGGGAUGGACCUUUCUUCUAACGCUUCAUCUUCAUCGACGUUACAUGGCACCAGUGACCCGCCAUUACCACCGCCUAUAUCUAUUCCACUGAAUGCUGUUGGACAGUGCAUAUCGAAUCCGCCCUCUGCUUCAGCCCUCACGCGACCUGCGCUCCGAGCUCGAUCGUCGUCGCGCGGCAGCCGUAGUGGACCCCCGUCGCCUUCGGCCUCUUUCUACGGUCGUCGUGGUCUGACAAGUCUUUCACCGUUCCCAGCAGGACUCGAGAUGACGCCAAGCAUCGCGCCCGUCUCGUCGUUUUCUUCGACGCCUGCAAGUCCUCGCUUUGCCCCGGACAGCGAUGGAGAUGAAGAGCUCAACUCGAUGUUGUCCUUCUCAUCCACCAGAUCCAAGCAGAGGCGAGACGAUCGACGACAGACCAUAGCUUCGAUCGAUAACUUCUCUCGCGCUGAUGCAUUGCCAGGUGUCUUGUCAUCAUCUCUUCCAGGAUCGUCAGCCCAAGCUCAAACUGCAUCAUCGAGAAGACGGCGAUCCGGAUCUGCAGGCAGUGCACGACAUCUCUUCCGGCCUCGCACGCCAAUCAACCCUUCGGUCGUAAGGCCUUCUACUGACCAACAGCUUCCGCAAGCGGCCGACGAAGGCUCUCGUAUGGUUUCGGAGUAUGUCAAUGUAUCGUCGAGACGCUUGGCAGUCGCGUCAAACUCGGAUGUAGCGCGCGCGACGGCAGGCCCUGGGAGUUUCUCCGAGCAUUGCUCGAUUCACUACGAUCAAAAUGACAAUGUCCAUGCCGACAUCGGCAGCCUGCCGGGCCGACCAACUUCUGACGACAACCGAGUUGAAGGUCCACCAUCACUGGCUGCUACCGCCGACCACUUGGAAAGCAACAAUUUCGCUACCACUGCCAAUCCCCCUGCAAUACAAGCUGCGAAAGGCAAUUUCGAGACAAAAUCUGGCGCAACUGCAGCAGAGGAAGAUGAAGAAAGCUUCCCGCUGGUGCUCAAGCUCCUCUUGCAUUCAUUGCGCCUGCUCGCGGCUGUACCGGGCUGUAUCGGCACUUUCUGGCUGUCACGCAAUGCUUGGAUUUUGGCGACGAGACACGGGCAUUUGCUCAGUCCUGGUCACAUGAUCACCACAGUCGACGGCACGAGUCACUUUUGGAAUGCCAACCAAUCCGAGUCGCAGCGAUGGCUUCAAGAAGCACACCGGUUAGGCCGCCGACAAGCAGGAUCGCUCGACUUUGCUGUUGCAUGCUUGUGGAGCAUGAGCACUGCCUACCACGCGCUGUCCUUCACCACGCUGCUUUUGCGUCGUUGGCUGCUGUACUACUCGAUUUUGCCGUCGCUGAUCCGUCUGCUAGCGUUGCAGGCGAUCUGCUGGCCGCUGGUGCGGGUUACGGUGCACGUCUUUGGAGCAGAUCAGCCGUUGGGCGCAUGGGUAGUUAUCGGCACCACCACCGCGCUGAGUGAUCUAGUCUCACGUUGGGUCACGAGCAAUAUCGCCGAUGCUCCGCUCGACGACGAGUUGGAUGAAGAGGAGGAGCAAGAGGAGGCAGACAAUGUGCUCGGAUACUUGUCUGAUAGCCGCUAUGUCCAGAGUCCGCCGAGAAGGAAUGCAUCUGAGCGGAUGUUGUAUACGGACCAAUAUGCGCGGUCAGCAGCGGGUCAGUCGCUUGUGGGCGACUCGGAUUGGGAUGCACGGUCGGGUGAUGAAAGCGAUGUAGUUGCAGCAAGUUUCUUGGCCUCGGAGCGGGAACGACAGAGGAGGCAGCGCCGAGGAGGUCAAGGCACCAGGUUUUGGCGUGCGGUGAUUGGUGGGCCUUCGUUUGCUGUUGCUUCGCGCCGAAGUAAGAAGAACAACAGAGCGGGUGCAGGAGGAGCCGGAGGCGGUCGAUCGGGGUUGUCGGGCGCAGGCACUGAGACUGAGAUGGAGGGAGAGUCGGAUUGGCCCGGCUAUACGACGGAUGGUACGGUGCUAGGCGGAAGCGGCACACCCGCGUCAAGCUCGGCAGGCGGUUGGUGUCAGCAAGGUCUGCGGCGAAGACUUGGGGCCAACACGUCGCCAACCACACGUGCAGGCACAUCGCAGCGAUUUAUAGAUCGUGCGGCUGCCGACAGAGGAAUGUUUGUACGUCGAGCAGUGCUGCCGCCGUUCCCAUUCCAGGCGUCGAUGUACAGACAUGGCCAUACACGGUUUGUCUACCGGGACGGCGCUUGGACGAGAGAACGGACAAGCAGCGUGCGCAACUUCCACUGGGAAGUAGCCGUACGCAGAAACGUCGUGCCGAUCCUUGUACUCUCGUAUCUCAGCAUGUGGAUCUUGAUCUUUGAUGCAAUGCGCCUGGGAGGUGGACGAGGUUUGUAG